GCCCUAGCGAAUUGUACCCAACCCCGAACCACUCCUACACCAACGUCCACCGCCCCGAUGUCUGACGACAAUGAUACCGCACGGCUCAAAGCUCGUAUUGAUGCUGGUGCCUCCGUCUCUGAGAUCGCUCAAGAGGCCUAUCGCAUCAGCCGCAUCAAUGUCUACCUACGCAAAGCCGUUCAGAAUGCUAAAGACGCACUUCGCAAGUCUGGUGAACUGACGAAGAAGCAAGCGGUUAUAGAGGAUGCUCUGAAUGAGAUGCGAGACGAGCUACUUGAAACGCGGAAGUUGUUGGGGCGAACAUGGGGGUUACUCGAGCAACGGAACGUGACGAGGCCGGCGGAUAUGGAGCUGGCGUACGAUGCGCUCAGAACCCGAGAUCAAAAUGACUGGCAAGCUCAGAAGAAACCGAAGCACGAGACGCGGGUGGCGAAAAAGAACCAUGGGCGACAGCAGCAGAACAAGCAGGACAAGAGCAAAGGCAAGAUGAAAAACAAGAAGAAGGGCGAUCAUAAAGUUACCUUCUUGCUCCACACACACGAUGGUAGGACGUACAAUAUGCGAGACCCGCCCCCCGACAACGACACUAACGAUGAUGCUGGUUCUUUCGGUACUGAGCCUGGUGAGGUUCCUGGCGAUGAUGGUAUUGAACGACCGCCCGCUCAAGCUGGGCCUUCAGCAUAUGCGCCUACUACUUCUGUAGGGCAGCCAGCUUAUACUAACGAUGACAGGAUCGACGCAAAUUCAACAUCAAAAGCAAAUGAACCCAAAAUCAAUGAGAGCUCAGAUGAAGAUACGAAUACUUCCGCAGACUUACCUGUUGCCACCCCUGUGGUCGGUGAAAUGUUGGCAACAGACAAAGUCGCCGCUGUAAACCGCAAGAAGGCAUCGAUCAAUGAACCGAUUGGCGCCGCAAUCAGGAAACGGAUGAUGGACGAUGGUCUUGAAAGUACCCUAAAGCACGCAACAUCGCCCGUAGGCAGCUCUUCCAAUAAGUCGAUAAAAGCUACCAGUCCUGCCAACAGUGGCGUUGUUAGCCUAAAGCGGAAGGCAUCACCAGCUUUGGGUCCCGCGCUGAAGAAGCCGAAGUUGAGCGAGGAGCUUGAAGACGGUGAAAUCGAUGAGUCUGCCGAUACUCUUCUUGAAGAAGGCGAGAUUCAAGGGUAG
This is a messenger RNA of Cucurbitaria berberidis CBS 394.84, 1167 nucleotides long. RefSeq lists its product as uncharacterized. NCBI's taxonomy places the organism in Eukaryota, Fungi, Ascomycota, Dothideomycetes, Pleosporales, Cucurbitariaceae. The record is from RefSeq and is a predicted model, not a curated record. Bases 58 to 1167 code for a protein of 369 amino acids. The transcript has 4 exons.